UUUGACGGGCUAGUGGUUUAUCAAGGAAGCAACUCAUCUGGUUGGAGACGUGGCUCUGCCCGGCUGCCAUAUUGAAGCAAUAGCAACACACAGCUUAACUAGCUAUUCAACUAUAUUUUCUUUCUAAAGGCGCUUUCGAUAUACUGGAACUCGACUGAGCAAACACCAUCGGGGAUUGAAGAUCGUUUUCCUAAAGAGAAACUAAAAAUGGUGCUUUUGGCAGCGGCGGUGUGCACCAAGGCAGGCAAAGCAAUCGUGUCACGGCAGUUUGUGGAGAUGACCCGAACGCGUGUCGAGGGCCUUCUGGCCGCCUUCCCCAAGCUCAUGGGCAUGGGCAAGCAGCACACGUUUGUGGAGACGGAGAGCGUGCGCUACGUCUACCAGCCGUUGGAGAAGCUCUACAUGGUGCUGGUCACCACCAAGAACAGCAACAUCCUGGAAGACCUGGAGACACUACGGCUCUUCUCGCGCGUGAUCCCGGAGUACUGCCGUGUGCUGGAGGAAGGGGAGAUCUCAGACCACUGUUUCGACCUGAUAUUCGCCUUCGAUGAGAUCGUGGCCCUGGGCUACAGGGAGAAUGUCAACCUGGCCCAGAUCCGCACCUUCACCGAGAUGGACUCUCAUGAGGAGAAGGUGUUCCGGGCAGUCAGAGAGACCCAGGAGCGAGAGGCCAAGGCAGAGAUGCGGCGAAAGGCCAAAGAGCUGCAGCAGAUCAGGCGAGAUGCCGAGCGCUCUGGGAAGAAGGUGCCGGCUUUCGGCGGGUUUGGCAGCGCCGGGAUGAGCAGCAUGUCCUCGGGGUCGAUCAUCACAGACACCAUCAUCGAACCCGAGAAACCCAAGAUGGCUCCCGUCUCAGUCAGGCCAACCGGAUCCAGCAAAGCCCUCAAGCUGGGCGCCAGGGGGAAAGAGGUGGACAACUUUGUGGACAAGCUCAGGGGGGAGGGGGAAACCAUCAUGUCCAACACAGGGAAAAUGCCUUCGCUUGCAUCCAAUGUCCUACCGCCACCAGUUAAUGUGGAGAGUGUCCACAUGAGAGUUGAGGAGAAGAUCAGUCUGACCUGUGGACGUGACGGAGGUCUACAGAACAUGGAGCUCCUGGGCAUGAUCACCCUGAGAGUGACCGACGACAAGGUCGGCCGCAUCCGCCUGAUGGUCAACAACUACGACAAGAAGGGAGUACAACUGCAGACACAUCCCAAUGUGGAUAAGAAGCUCUUCACUUCAGACUCUGUGAUUGGUCUGAAGAACCCCGAGAAGUCUUUCCCCCUCAACAACGAUGUGGGGGUGCUGAAGUGGAGACUCCAAAGCACAGAUGAGGCCCUCAUACCUCUAACCAUAAACUGCUGGCCUUCAGAGAGUGCUACUGGCUGCGACGUGAACAUUGAAUAUGAACUGCAGGAGGAGAGCCUUGAACUCAACGAUGUAGUUAUUGCUAUCCCUAUACCGUCUGGAGUUGGGGCACCUGUGGUAGGAGAUGUGGAUGGGGAGUAUAAGCACGACAGCAGACGGAAUGUUCUAGAGUGGAGCUUACCCGUCAUAGAUGCCAAAAACAAAAGCGGCAGCCUGGAGUUCAGUAUCGCCGGGCAACCCAACGACUUCUUCCCUGUCAACGUGUCCUUCGUAUCCAUACGCAAUUACUGCGACAUACAGGUUGCCAAAGUGACUCACGUAGAAGGAGACGCACCAGUAAAAUUCUCUUUAGAAACUUCGUUCCUCGUCGACAAAUACGAGAUCCUGUAAAA
Messenger RNA from Salvelinus sp. IW2-2015, 1742 nucleotides. RefSeq names its product coatomer subunit delta. Gene Ontology annotation, cellular component: COPI vesicle coat. Gene Ontology annotation, biological process: Golgi localization; retrograde vesicle-mediated transport, Golgi to endoplasmic reticulum; endoplasmic reticulum to Golgi vesicle-mediated transport. The record is from RefSeq and is a predicted model, not a curated record. Lineage: Eukaryota; Metazoa; Chordata; Actinopteri; Salmoniformes; Salmonidae.